UUUUAUUUAAAAAUUUACUUAAAUUUUAUUGCUACAAUUAUGAGACAAAAAACUUAUGUACUAGCAAAGGCAAUUUUGGAAAGAAAAGAUAUUCUUUUUGGUUCAAGCGAAAAUGUUUUUAAACCGCAAGCAUUAAAAGAAAAAGAAGAUGCUUGGGAGGGUGUUCGACUUGAAAUGAUUGAACAAGGAUUUCAAAAUUUUGAACGAAAAUCUUGGAGAGAUGUUAGAAAUCAUGAUUGGCAAUAUUUGCGUAGAUCAGCUGUAGCUAAAUAUGAACAUAAUCAGAAAUCUGGUGUCGAAGAGAUUCCUUAUAGUGAGGUUGACAAGGUUGUUUUCGAUAUAAUGGGGAACGAGGUUCUUCAAUCGUCAGCACAAUUUGACCCUAUGAAUGGAGCACUUAAUGCCACUUUCAACUGGUUAAAAUGUGAGGAACAACAUGCUGGAUCUGACAGUGCUGAUUCUUCAUUUUUGUCCACUUUGAAUAUUCCGGCUGUUGAGCAAGUGCAAACAGAUCAGCAGCAACUUAAUACAUUCCUGAGCUCUGCGUUGGCUGCGAGCGCUUCAUAUUUAAGUCGAAAAACAUCAUGGGAAACACAAAGUUCACCAAUUGAAUCACCACGUGGAGAUCAGCCACUUCGCAAACAACAACGUUUUUGUUCUCAAUCUGCCAAACAAAGCCCUCAAAAUAAUGGAAAUGAGAAUCAUAUAACGGAUAAAAGCAAAGAUAACGAUGUAAUUAUAACUGAUGGUCCAGACAAUGCCACAAAUGCUGAAUUAUUAGUUCAACGUAUAAUCGAAGCAUCUACUCAAAAUAAUAACAGCAAUUUAUUAAUUUCAGAAAAUUCUGAGGAAAUACGUCCAUCAGUUUCCAGCGGUGUAAUUACUUCGACAUCAUCAACUGCUAAUAAUAAUAAUAUUGACAAUGUUCGUAAACGUCAACAUUCGUCUUCUUCAAUAAUUGCAACAAAGUCGAUUGAGGAUGAAAUACAAGAAGCAAAAUUGAAACAAAUUAAUUUACAAAUCAAAAGAGAAGAAAUUAUUUUAUUGCAAGAAAAGGCAAAAUUAUUACAGGAAGAGGCAAAAGUUCGUCAAGAAAAUGCUAAAGCUGAAUUAUUGGAGCGACAAUUGGCUAAAAUUGUGGAUGGUUAGAAAUUAUUAGGUAUAUUUUUGAAACAAGAGUAAUAUUGCUUGGAAUUUUUUUUUCAAUUCCCCUAAAAUUCUAUCAAUUAUGUAAUAUGCACGGAAUUUUAUAAACCUUUUUUUGUUGGAAAAAUCCACGUGGUUCUUUCUGUUCUUUCAUCUCAUUUAAAUAUUUUUUUAACUUCAUUUAAGUUAAAAUUUUUUCGUUUGCAAAAUACUCCUUAUUUUUAAAAUUUCCAAAAUUAUUAAAGAAACUUUUUCUUCAAAAAUUGGUUUCCCGAUUUAAAAUUUUCUUCAAAAAUUCAUUUUAUUACAAAUUCUGUGCAUAAUUUUUCUUUCUUCUCUCAAAAAGUUUUAUUCGUUAUAAUUGAUUCUCCCACCCAAAUACCUCUUUCUUUCUUCCUCUUACUCUUUCCCCAAUUACCUUGUCUCCCAAAAUUUAAUGUCAUUUUUUUCAUGUCACAGCAAUAACUUCAAAAAAGACUAAAAAAAUUGUUGAUACUUUCUUCCCAUUUUAUCUUCAUUUUUUCACUUGUUAUCAUAAAAAUCUCAUCACACCUAAUACAAGGUGACCGAAAAUUAAUGGGACACUUUAUUAUUUUUUGUUUUAUCAUUAAGGAGAAAUAUUGUCCAGAAUUUUUCCACACAUUUUUACUUCUGUAUCCAAGCCAAGUAUCUAAAACUCCUGAUUAUUUUAUCUUUUAAAAUUUAUUUUAUCCAAUUAUUUUGAGUAACAUUUUGAAAUAAACAGUGUCCCCUUAAUUUUCUCAUCUACUUAUUACAAAUUAGAUAAGAAAAUAUUUUUUUGUUUAUCAAAAUUCACAACAUUGCCAUAAUUUUUGAAUUUAUUCUAAUUAUCUUCCCCAUACAUUUUAUUUUUCAAUCCUAAAAAUUUUUGCUAUAUUUAUCAAUACAUUUAUUCCCCCUAACAGCAAUUAAAAAAUAAAAUAAGGUACUAAUUACUUCACCUGCAUUUCGCCCUUUGCGCGCGACACUUUUUUUCUAUUAAGUAAGUACCACAAUAAAAAAUAUUUUUUAUUUCGCCAACAGCCCCCAAACCUUUGCCAUCUCUCCCGUGAAAAAAUGUGGUUUUACUGUCCG
Meloidogyne enterolobii is the source of this 2241-nucleotide messenger RNA. The record is from the annotation of a GenBank genome assembly. Lineage: Eukaryota; Metazoa; Nematoda; Chromadorea; Rhabditida; Meloidogynidae.